UCAGGUGGACUCUUGCGAAGCUAAGAGUUCGUCGGGGUCUGAAGGUUGACGGAGGUGGUGUCGCGAGAAGAUUCUUUAUUAUCCGCGCCAUGUUAUCAUUCAACAACCAACAGUGACAGCUGAUUAAUGUAACGAGUGCACUCGUCUUGGCGUCAUUGCGUACGCUUGCACUCACUUCGCACUGCGAAGGAGAUUCGGUAUAUCGCGCGGGGAGAACGUACAUGCAACAUUGGAUCGGAUAAACGCUUUUGAGAAAAUUGUACCAGAGCAGUUGCUCUAUAUCCAGCGAUCAUGGAACAAGUGAUCGCAUUAAGUACACAAAACCCAUUGUCUUUAUUAGUUAAGUUUGGUAUGAUGGCUUGGAACAAUAGUUGUGGCACAGAAAAUUGUUCUGGUCAUGGAGAAUGUCAUAAUGGGACAUGUUUAUGCGAGAUCCAAUUUGAUGGACCAGAGUGCCAUAUUCCAAAUUUAAGUUAUUACAUUGCCUUUGCUACAAUGUUCUUCAUAUUAGCUUUUGUUUGUUUAAUACAACUCGUCAUGUGCAUUGUUGCUGAAUGGCAAAGAAUGAAGGCACCAUCAUUUUUAAGAGCAUGCAGGGUUACUACUCAGAAAGUAUUAUACUUUGUGGUUUUCCUUGCAUCAAUUAUACGAGGCGCAUACUUUACGUCACCGACUGCCUUUAAGGAGGGUUGGUCCAGAAGUUUACUGUCAGCAUAUUAUCCGUUGCUCCUAAGUGGAUCAUCAUUGAUCGUCUGUUUUUGGGCCGAGGUCGUUCAUCUAAGAGAUAUUCGAUGGGACAAGCCUCAGUUUUUGUCCAAAUCUUUUUUGGCCUUUGUUGUUUUCAAUAUAAUAACGUAUUCUCUUUUACUUGCGGACUUUAUCACAGCUCAGAUGUAUUCGCCCAAAGAUCAAAGUUUUUAUACACACGUCUUCAAUGGUUGUUAUGCUGUACUACUGUUUAUAGUGGUGGUUUUCUUCUUGAUAUAUGGAGUUGAAGUGUUUUUCAAAAUUCGUGGCGGAUUCUUGAAUGAAUACCAAGUUGCUUCUAUAGCAACAAAUAAACGUAUAGCUGACGAUACGAAAGUUCAUCCUGAGGAGCAAGUAACCGCAAAAUUGUUUGAUCCAGUUCCAUCUACAUCAGAGUCUUUGCAUAUGCAACAAGUGAACAUGUCUCAAUUGCAUCAGUCUAGAUUUGGAUUACUUUCACAAGCAUUUAUGCUAUUUAUAAUAGUCGGUUUUCUAUUUAGUGAAACCCUCAGUGAAUUUUGGAAAACGAAGGUGCCAUUAUACAGCAGAAACUGGCAUGAUGUCGUGUUCCGUGUUAUUGAAGUUGGCGUAGCACUGUGGUUUCCCUGUGUCUUAUGGAAUUGUAUGAGUCCGGAGCAAUUGUGGAUUUUAAAUCCAAAGCGAAUUUUGAAAAAAUUGGAUCUGGAUCAGGGGAAACAUAUAAAAGAAAUAGAAUUACAAGAGAAAGGCGCAUCCCAAGACACUGCAUUUCUUACAGAUGCAACGUCGAUUAACAGUAAGGAUUGCUGGAUUUGUUAUGACAGUGAGAGACAGGAUGCUGGUCCGUUAAUACAACCGUGUCAAUGCAGAGGCGAUGUGAGCGCUGUACAUCACGAUUGUCUUCGUCGUUGGCUGGUUGAGAGUUCUGUAAAUGCUGACAGUCUUACUUGCAAAGUUUGUGGCACAAACUAUAACGUUGAGCAUGCAAGCCGAUUGGAUUGGCAAAAUGGUUUGACACCACGUCACUGUUUACAAACGAUCGCUAUUGUUACGACGAUGUGCGCGUCCUCUGCUGCCUCGUGGAUAGUUAUUCAACUUGUAGAGGCGCCUAUUAUCAGAACGCUCGCUGCUGCCGCUGCAUUAUUGAUUAUAUACGUGUGCAUAAGAUUCUUGGGCUUGAACACUGUUGUGGCAUAUCAACGGGCUAAAAUCUCGUCGUUGAAUAUUGUCAAUAGCGGUAGUGAGAGCAGUGGGAGUAGUGCACAUGUUGCGACAAUUAGUCAUACGAUUUCCGUAGAUCUGACUAAAUCAGACAUGGCUACGAUAUAAUUUACACUUGCCAUUUUCCGUUCAGUGGAAAAAGUAGCUCAGUGAAUGCUUAGUGAUUAUUAUUUGUGAUUGAAGUAUUCUUUUAAAUCUUUGAUAAAAGAAUCCAGAAAAAUGAUCCAGGAGAAUAUACCAAUCAAGAGCAAUAAUCGUAAAGUGCUCGCUGAGCUACUUUCUCUGCUGAACAUAGCCAUUGUUUUACAAAACAUAGGUAUUUUCCUGCUUGAAACAAAUUCAAGAUAGGAAAAGUAAAAGGUAGUGUAGAUCGGUUAGCUCUUCAAACAUAUGUAUAUAGCGACGGUUAUUAAGAUAUAGUAUGUUCUUAUUCAGAAGUUUUAUAUAUCUUCGUGUUUAUAGAACACGCUGAAAGCAAAUGUAUUGUGUCUACAUUUUUUAUCAAUAUCUGAUCAAUGAUUCAUAGAGAAGAUAUGCCAAAUUUUCUUAUUACAUCUCCUGAUUAUUUAGUCUAUUAAACGUUUUUAAAUGGUAAGUCGAAGUUUUGUAUAAGUUUCAUAUAUCUUACAUUAAGUAAUAUUUAUAAGGUCUUAUAAAUACGGACAAGUUAUGUUAUAGUUUACAGCUACUUUAUUAGUUAUUUUUCGUUAGGUGUUGAUAUUAUGUUAAUGAUAUAUUUUAUAUUUUGUACUGCAACAAAAUUUGAAUGUACCAAACCUGAAACUUUUUAUGAAAUCGAAGUAUAAAUUAUAGUAUAAGUAGCUGUAAUAAUUAAAAAAUGCUGGCGUCUUUUGAAAAUUAAUCUUAGU
Dinoponera quadriceps is the source of this 2816-nucleotide messenger RNA. RefSeq lists its product as uncharacterized. The transcript is spliced from 11 exons. Lineage: Eukaryota; Metazoa; Arthropoda; Insecta; Hymenoptera; Formicidae. Gene Ontology annotation, molecular function: zinc ion binding. The record is from RefSeq and is a predicted model, not a curated record. Bases 292 to 2055 code for a protein of 587 amino acids.